GGCGCGAUGCCCGGGCUGUGGGAGCGGCUGGCGGGCGGCGAGCGGGGCCUGGAGAGCUCGGACUGCGAGUCCCUGGGCAGCGCCUCCGGCUCGGAGGGGGAAGCCGAGUACGCCGAAGGCAUCUCCCUGCCGGACCUGGACCUGCUGCACGACCCCGAGGACGAGCUGCUGUGCGCCAACCUGCUGGACCUGGUGCAGGCCACCCUGGGCAGGGCCCCCCUGGGUGCCAAGCGCUGCUCCCGCCUCCUGAUGCCAGCCCCGCUGCUGGCCCAGGUGAGGAGGGAGCUGCUGCGCCUGGCCUGCAGCGAGCCCUGCGGGCUGCGCGGGGCCCUCCUCGACCUCUGCGUAGAGCACGGCAAGGCCUGCCACGACGUGGGGCACCUCGCCGUGGACCCCGCCGUGGUGCCCACCUUCCAGCUCACCUUGGUGCUGCGGCUGGACUCCCGCUUCUGGCCCAAGAUCCAAGGACUCCUGUUCAGCUCGGGGCCGGCGUUCACGCCGCUGAAGCUGAGCACGGGCUUCAGGGUGAUCAAGAAGAAGCUGUACAGCUCGGAGCAGCUGCUGAUCGAGGAGUGCUGAUGGGGGCCCUGCUGGAGAAGAAAGAGAGGCACCCAAGCGCUCGGGGAGAGAGCCGGUUGGAGCGCGGCGGCGGCGGCUCCCGGCAGCCACUGUAGUUUAGGGUUAGGUUGGAAGUAGGGCUGUAGGUGGAAGUAGUUUGGGCAGGCAGAGGUUUCCCCCCUGCCUGUGCCGGGGUGUCCCUGAGGAGGAGCAGUCUGGGGACCCAGGCGGUGGUGGCUUCGCACCGUCGAUGAUUGCGGGACGGCCGGCGGGGACCGCGCUCUGGGAGGCGGCAGCGGGGCUGCCGGCUCGACGCCUGUUGGCUGAUCGACCCUGUCUUUUUGUAACGAGGAUUGUAAUCAAUGGGGUUUCUGGGGGUUGGGGGGGGGGAGGAGGGGGGUGUGUGGGAGUGAGUGAGGGGCUGGGAGGUGGGUCUGGAUCAAAGACAAACCCCACUGCUGGCACCUGGGCAGGCCAAGAAGGGGUUGGGAGGGAGGGGCUGUUGGAAGUUGCAUCAUGUCUUUGAUCAGCAGAAGGAAAGAGUGGGGGGAGAGGGGGUGUGCGAGGUGAUGGAGGGCAGGACCCCUCGCUGUGGGUACUUCAUUGGUUACAGUUUACACUCAUACACUUGAUGUUCAAGUGCAAGACUUCCUAUGCAAUCGUGUCGGGGUGGGUUGUGUUGUGUUGUUUUUUUACUUUUCUAAUAAAAGCUGUCUCCGUUGUGAUAA
Apus apus (common swift) is the source of this 1286-nucleotide messenger RNA. RefSeq names its product DNA damage inducible transcript 4 (gene DDIT4). The transcript is spliced from 2 exons. The record is from RefSeq and is a predicted model, not a curated record. Gene Ontology annotation, cellular component: cytoplasm. Lineage: Eukaryota; Metazoa; Chordata; Aves; Apodiformes; Apodidae. Gene Ontology annotation, biological process: apoptotic process; response to hypoxia; negative regulation of TOR signaling. Gene Ontology annotation, molecular function: 14-3-3 protein binding. Bases 7 to 579 code for a protein of 190 amino acids.